AAACGUAAUGUUCGGCCAUGUUUUCAACACAUAGCGAGCAGUAAACGUCAACGAUUUGUACAACAAAAUUUUACAAAAAUAAUCUCAUUAUUUACCGUUAUUACAUUAUUUAAGUUUGAUUAAUUACUCACCUCGAUUAAAUGCGCUGAAAAUGAAUCGAACGGAAGGAUUGGUACAAAGAAGGAACGUAAUAAAGGACAGCAAUUCUGAUGGAACAGUAAAAGAAAACCACGACGAUGAUAAGAAAAGUGAUAAAAGUUAUGAUGAUGGUGAUUCCAAGGAAACAAGAUUGACUCUAAUGGAAGAAGUACUGCUUUUAGGGUUAAAGGACAAAGAGGGUUAUACAUCUUUUUGGAAUGAUUGUAUAUCAAGUGGUUUAAGAGGCUGUAUCUUAAUUGAAUUGGGCUUACGAGGUCGUAUAGAAUUAGAGAGAGCUGGUAUGAGAAGAAAAGGAUUACUUUCUAGAAAAGUUAUCGUGAAAUCAGACACACCUACUGGAGAUGUUUUAUUAGACGAAGCUUUGAAACAUAUGAAAGAGACAGAACCACCAGAGACUGUGCAGAGUUGGAUUGAGUAUCUUAGUGGUGAGACUUGGAAUCCUAUGAAGCUAAAAUAUCAAUUGAAAAAUGUUCGAGAAAGAUUGGCAAAAAAUCUUGUAGAAAAAGGGGUGCUUACAACAGAGAAACAGAACUUCUUGCUAUUUGAUAUGACCACGCACCCGCUUACAGAUAAUGUGGUCAAAUGUCGCUUGGUGAAAAAGGUACAAGAAGCUGCCCUACGUCGAUCAAUAACAGACGUGGCCCAUGCAGAUAAGCGCUCGCUCGCACUAUUGAUGUUGGCACACUCUGCCGACGUACUGGAGAAUGCUUUCGCGCCUCUUUCGGACGAAGAUUACGAGCUCGCGACGAGGCGAGUGCGAGCCCUGCUCGACCUGGACUUCGAGGCUGAGGCCAUGAGGCCCGACGCCUGCGAGAUCAUGUGGGCAGUCUUCGCUGCUUUCACCAAAUAGCGGUAACACGUCCCCAUUAGCCGCUAGAGAAAUCAUAAAUUCUUUUCAUAACAGCGCAGGUUCUUCCCAACCAAAAGGAAAAUGCCCAGCCAAGAAAUUUAAAAUUAAUGACGCAUACAAGGACAUAAAACGUGUUUUAUGUUAAGAGAAAAUUCUAUUGUAGAGACAAUUUCGGGUUGAUUAUUAGCUACAGUCACUACUUAAUCAGUAUUAAGAUUGGUUUAUUUAUGAAUUUGCGUGGUAGUUAAUUAUUUAUAUUUAAAAAAUGAGACAACCAUUAACAACUCAGAAAUAUAUAAAAAAUCCUUUGUCAAAUUAUUAAAAUCCUUUUGAUUGAUUUUAUAUUUAGGUUUAUU
Amyelois transitella is the source of this 1365-nucleotide messenger RNA. RefSeq names its product Golgi phosphoprotein 3 homolog sauron (gene sau). Gene Ontology annotation, molecular function: phosphatidylinositol-4-phosphate binding. NCBI's taxonomy places the organism in Eukaryota, Metazoa, Arthropoda, Insecta, Lepidoptera, Pyralidae. Bases 152 to 1009 code for a protein of 285 amino acids. The transcript has 5 exons. The record is from RefSeq and is a predicted model, not a curated record. Gene Ontology annotation, cellular component: cytosol; Golgi cisterna; trans-Golgi network. Gene Ontology annotation, biological process: Golgi vesicle budding; Golgi to plasma membrane protein transport; retrograde vesicle-mediated transport, Golgi to endoplasmic reticulum.